This is a messenger RNA of Xyrauchen texanus (razorback sucker), 6387 nucleotides long. RefSeq names its product CD2-associated protein-like. The transcript has 19 exons. Bases 303 to 2228 code for a protein of 641 amino acids. The record is from RefSeq and is a predicted model, not a curated record. Gene Ontology annotation, molecular function: protein binding. NCBI's taxonomy places the organism in Eukaryota, Metazoa, Chordata, Actinopteri, Cypriniformes, Catostomidae.
UUCUCGCGGGAUCCUCCCGAUGAAAUAUCGCGGAGGCAAAUCUAAGAAAGGUGGAGACUUCUGGAUAACUUCCUGCACAGUACUCUAAAAAAAAUCAUACCUCACACUUCAACAACAGGCCGAUAUUAAAACAAAGUGGAAUGGAUUAAUUUCGCAAAUACACGGGCAAACAAGCACUUCACCAACACGGUUCCACGCACAAGUAGGAUUUACCGCUAGCAUCCAGCCUGCUAGCUUACAUCAGCCACCAGGACGGUAGAUUGCACACAUCAGAUCAAGACGGUCUCGUAUCGAAGGACAGUAUGGUUGAGGUGGUGGUGGAGUUCGAGUACGCAGCCCUCCACGAAGAUGAGUUGACCCUCAAGCUUGGCGACAUAAUCAAAAACGUAAGAAGAAUCGAGGAGGAGGGAUGGAUGGAGGGAGAUCUCAACGGAAGACGAGGCCUCUUCCCUGACAACUUUGUAAAGGAGGUGAAAAAAGAAGAGCCAAAGUCCAAAGAGGAGAAAAAGGAGGCUAAAGAAUCAAAGGAGGUAAAAGAACAGUCUCCAAUACAGCGGCGAUUGCCAGGGAAUGUAGCAAGCCUGGUGCAGAGGAUCAGUACCUAUGGAAUCCCGGCAGGAGGACUGGGCUUCCAGCCCCACUCUCAACCCCGUGCCUCAAAAAAGAAGCCCAAGAAGCGUCAAUGCAAAGUCUUGUUUGAAUAUGUGCCUCAGAAUGAAGACGAGCUGGAACUGAAGAUUGGAGACAUCAUUGACAUCAUCGAGGAGGUUGAGGAGGGCUGGUGGAGUGGAACCAUGAAUGGGAAGUCUGGACUCUUUCCCUCCAACUUUGUGAAAGCAAUCGAAGACACAGAGACCACCAACAUUACAGAUGAGCCAGAUAACAGAGAUGGCACCUCUAGCCCCACAUCCCCUCACCCAGGCAACGGGGUCAUGGCACAGCCAAAGAAAGUUAAAGGCAUCGGCUUUGGUGACAUCUUCAGAGAGGGCUCUGUAAAACUUCACAAAGUCCAAAAAGCACCUUCUGAAAGCGAGGAAAAGAAAGAAAAACCAAUUCCAUCAUUACCAUCCUCCACAAAACCCACCCCUCUGAGCACUCCUGAACCCCCUAAAGGAGAAAAAGAGACAGAGAGCAAAGGAAAAGUAAAAGAUUACUGCAAGGCCACCUUCCCCUAUGAUGCUACUAAUCAAGAUGAGCUGGAUUUAAAAGAGGGUGACAUCAUCCAUGUAAUGAGCAAGGGACAAAACUCAAGUUCAUCAGUAAGACCAGCAGCACCAGCGCAGACCCCGGAUACUGGAGAGCCGGGUUGGUGGAGAGGAGAGAUCAAUGGAAAACAGGGAGUUUUCCCCGACAACUUUGUGACUCUGCUUGCUGAAACAGACAAAGAGACUCUCACAUCCAGAAGCUCCAUUAAAGCGUCUCCUAAACAGGAUCCCGAGGAGAAGCCAAAGAAGCCACCACCACCAUCCAAAACUCCAGUUGUUAAGCCCUUGCCAGAGAAGCCCGCCAAACCAGCUGCACCCAUCGUUCCUCCCAAAAAACCUGUGCCUCCAAGCAAGGGACUGCUGCGUCCUACUUCCAUCCACUCAAAGCGGCCUGACUUACCCCUCACACCAUCACCAGCCUCUAAGCAAGUGCACAAUGGAGAAGUUCCCCUUAUUCGACCAAAGUCUGAGUGCGAACCAUUACCCAGCAAGCCAAAAACAACUGUUGUGGAUGGCAGUGAGAAGGAUUCAGACAUGGUUGUAAAUCUCAUGAGUUUUGAUGAUGUCUCCUCUAACUCUGAGAAGUUAUCCCACCUGACUGCAAACCGACCAAAGAUGCCUGGGAGAAGACUGCCUGGUCACAGAGGCAACUCUCCGAGCAAGGAGAUUAGCGAGAAAGCUGAGAAAACUGAGAAAGUGGAUGAAGUGGACUUUGAGGCUUCCCCACAGAGUGUGUUGAAGACAUCCACAUCAUCACCCUUACCAUCUCCUGCACCUAAAGCUUGUCCAGCCACCCCAAUCAUACCUGAACCCAAACCAAAAGUCGACAAGGAGGAGGAGAAAUCUGAAAUGGAAGACCUUAAGGCUCAGAUGAAGGAGCUUGUGGUCUCUGUAGAGUUACUGAAGACACAACAAAUGCGAGAACUCCGCGAUCUCAGAAAAGAGUUGGAUGAUGAACGACUCAAACGGGUGUGCCUGCAGAUGGAGAUAGAUAAACUGAAGAAGAUUGUACAAUCAACGUGAAGUCUUGCUGGUCAGAUAGUUCUGCUGUGAUGUCAUGAGUGAAAAGCGACUCCAGAUGGAGGGACAGAUGUCAUACAUGUCGUCUUUACACUCACUGGCAAUGUUCCACAAAUUGUAAGAUUCACAUAAUUGCACAUAAAGAGGUUUUUUUUCUAGGUUUAGAAAGUGUAAUUACAACUGAUGUAAAUGUUUCUUUGUUUGUUUUAAUCUCUUUUUUGCCAACAAAACAUUAUUGAGGCCUUACUUUACUACUGUGCUGGAUAUGCAAUCUCUGCACUUAUUUAGAAGUGCAGCAGAGUAUGCAUCUAUUACUACUGAGUCUGUAUAAAAUGAUUAUGGGGGAUUAUGUUGUUUUCUUGUUUUUUUUAUGAUAUUGGUUAAUUUUUAAAGAAAACUCUUAUGAUCUGGGCAAUAUUCUGUCUGAAUUAGCCUCUUUAGAUGAUUCUAAAAUAUAUGGGAUACUCUUGUUUCUAUAGUGAUAAUAUUCUAUUUCAAAAGGGAGAAAUGUUUUCUUUUGUUGUUUUCUAACAUUCCUAUCCAGGGUAACACUAUUGUGCCUGUUAAAGAUUUUUACAAGCGUUAAUAAUGGGAGCUCUCAUGCUAUAUAUAUAUAUAUAUAUAUAUACUGUAUAUGUGUAUACUUAGAUUUACAGCAUGAUAUAUUUUAAUUGUCUACUGACUGCGGCAUCAUAAAGAAAGAAAAUAUACUAGAUUUAUGUCUUUGUGUUUGGUUACAAAUGUCCAUCCCUCCUAAGAAAAGGAAAAUUGUUUAAGUGUUCAGUGGCAGUGGCAUUUCACCAUACAAAUGGCAAGCAAUCCUUUUUACAAUUUAAGUUCCGGUUUAACCAUCUAGAGCGCUGGUGCUUUUAUUCCUUAGGGCUGUUACUCCCCCUUGCAAUUACAAAAAUCACCUUCAAAUAUGAAAAAUCCAUUUAGCUUUUUGCUGCAGAAAGUAGCUGCUCUUUGUAAUAUCACAGCAGGAAAAUUACUUUUGCGUAGAAGAUCAACAUACCAUACUGUAUUUGUUUUGCCCCAGUAAUGUUCUAGUCCAUAAAAGCCAUCUUAGAAAUCAUUCCCCACAGGUGUCAGUUCUUAUCACUUCCCUCUUCCAGCCUCGCUUUCCACAGAGCAUCGCUCGACCAUACACACAUCUCCACAUACCCCCACUGCCCGACUAAUGCCGGUGAGCUGUCCUGCCUGCCACCCACACCCCCAUUUCUAGAGAGGAAAUCUACGACAACCAUCUGCGCCCCCCAGCCUGUGGAACACCUUGAACUUUAAAGGCUGAAGUUCCAGAUACCAACGGGUAUGCAUUAGCAUCCUUGGUGCAAUGGAGCCACCGGAGCAGGGGGUGAUCUGAACAGAGGGUGAAAGCCUGCCCCAACAGAUAUUAAUGGAGGGUGAGGACCACCCACUUGAUGACCAGACACUCUUUCUCUAUUGUGCUGUACUUAGUCUCUCUCACGGGGCACUCCUCCCCCUCCUCCACCUGGGACAGCACUGCUCCCAACGAUGCAUCAUCUGCAAGAUAAAAAGAAUAGAGAAGUCAGAAGAGUGUAAGAGCAGUCCCCCACAGAGAGCAGGGGUCUGGUGCUCCCUUUUCAGUGAGAUCAGUCAGUGGGCUGGUGACAUCCAAAUAAUUAGGUACAAACCUACGAUAAUAGCCAGCCAGCCCCAAGAACUAUCUCACCUCCUUUUUUUCGUCUUUGGUCUUAGAGAGGCCGCAAUUGCUGUUGUCUUAUUAAUUUGUGGCCGCAUCUGCCCAUGACCCAAGUGGAAGCCCAGAUACCAUACAUCCAUCAGCAUGGGAUCUAAGAAUUUUAUAUGGUGCUCUAUGAGAUUCGUGCAACCGGGGAGAGACAAGAGCUCAUCAGGGAACUCUCUCUACAACCUGGCAACCUCUGUGACUUGGAACAGUGAGAGGUGGUAUCCACAAGUAACCGGGGUGAUACGAUCUGUGGCUUUUAAGUUCACCUUUGGCCCGAGCUCCUCCCUUUCCGGAACCACCAUCGCCAAAGUCACGGGAACCGCCUAUCUCCAUGGUUUUAAGAGGUUGAGGUUGUAAAUCUGACGUGCUCCACCUCUAUCCAUUCAUUUCACCUCAUAAUAUAUUUCCCCAACUUGCCGUGUGACCUCAAAGGGCCCUUGCCACUUUGAGUAAUUUAGAGCUUGAUGUAGGGAGCAAUACAAGGACUUUAUAUCCAAGUGUAAAUUCCCAUAGUUUAGUGCCCUUAUUAUACAGCUGGGUUUGACAUUACUGAGCCUGGAGCAAAUUCUCCUGUGUUAGUUGUCCCAAUGUGUGGAGUUUUGGUCUCAGGUCAAGAAUAUAUUGAAUAAAAUAUUACUGUUUUAAGGUCCCUCCUCCCAAUUUUCCCUUUAAGACGUUGAGCACGCCAAGCGGCGAUUCCCAUUGAGUAAUUAAAAUGGGGAAAACCCUGUGGAGGCUUGCGAGACCUCUUGCACUGCAAAUAAUAGGGGCUCAAGCCACUUGUCCCAAUUUUGAGCGUUAUUAUGCACAAACUUACAAAUCAUGUUCUUUAGGUUUGAUUAACUCGUUCGACCAAGCCAUCCAUUUGGGGGUGGUAAAUAUUGGUACGGAUAGAUUUAAUCCCUUAUUAUUCAUACAGUUUGCAUAGUGUGCGUGACAUGAACAUAGUGCCCUGAUCAAGGAGGAUUUCUUUCAGAAUCCCCACUCAGGAGAUAAUUCUGAAGAGUGCCUCCGUAAAGCUUCGUGCUGAGAUGUUGCACAGAGGCACUGCUUCUGGAUAUUGCGUUGCAUAGUCCACCAGAACCAACACAAAGCGAUGCCUGUGUGCCGUCCGUUCUAAUGGCCCGACGAGGAUAUUUCGAAUGGGACCUCAAUCAAUGGAAAGGGGUGCAAUGUUGCUUUUGGUGUGCCCGGUGGAUUCACCAGCUGAUACUCACGGCAUGCCACACACCACUGGCGAACAUCCCCGUGAAUUCCCGGCCAAUAGAAAUGGGUCAUUAGAUGUUUUUUUGCCCUAAGUGACCUGCCACCUCCAUUACUGGGCACCGGUCCUGGAAGUGCCCCGGUUCCCCGCAACUCCAACAGGCCAGCACAGGCUUUAUGCCCACUGCGGUAGCAGGGGAUUCACCAGACUGGGGGGAAAGAGGAGAGAGAGAGAGAGGGGAGACAAGGGAGACCCAACGGGUUGUAAAAAUCCUGGGAGCAGGGAAUAGGUUUUGGAGAAAUGCCUCUCCAUCUCUGGGGAAUGGGAACGGGAUGAAGAGGAGAGGAUGGGGAAAAGAGAGGAUGAGAGGGCUUGCCGGUCCCUGGAUACACCACCAAGUGGUCCUCAUCCAGCUGGAUGGCCUUGUCCAGCGAUGCCAGGUGGUGGAACUGGACCCAUUCUGCCAUCCCUUUCAGUAGUCGGUGAUGAACUGCGUUGGUCUUCCCCGGACAACAGUGGCAAAAGGCGGACCGCCCACUGGUUGUUGGGUCAUCCCCAAGAUUCGGCAGUCCACUCAUUAAAAGCCUCCUGGUCAUCCUGUGGGCCAAUCUUGACGAGCGUGAUGUGGGAAUGUCAAUCUUUACCACUUCCCUCUCCCGGACUAGCUCUCCACAGAGCGUUGCUCGACCAUGCCCCCGUCUCCACACAUGCACUUUGUCUUGUGAAUUGCAACAAUUCUAGAUUAAAGCCCACCAGUGUAGUUUCUAGAAGAUUGGUUGGCUGGUUGAAACAUCUGUUAUCACAGUUGUUUUAGAAACAUGCAGUAAACAAAGUAUGUCCAUUCCUCAGGCUUCCUAACACUUUUAAGGGAAGUUCACCCAAGAAUGAAAAUUGUCAUCAUUUACUCACUCUGGUGUUUUACUUAUGUGGAACACAAGGAUACAUUUUGAAGAAUGCUGACAUUGCUUUUUUCAAUAAGGUGGAAGGGAGUGGGGACCAAGGCUGUCAGUCCUUAAUGUUCUACCUAACAUCUUAUGUAGUCCACUAAAAAAGCAAGUCACAUGGGUUAAAAACAACAUUAGGGUGAGUAAAUGUUGACAGAAUUUUCAUUUUGGGUGAACUAUGCCUUUAAGAUUAAAAGAACCCCUUAAUUAUAUGGUAAAGUAUUCCGGAUCAGGGAUUGUUUGUUUGUCAGUGAGUGAGUGAGUGAGUGAGUGAGUGAGUGAGAGAGAGAGAGAGAGAGAGAG